AAGUUGUCAUUCAAACAAUUCCAGAGAUUCGAAUAAUACGCUUGUUUUGUUUGCCUCUGAAAUAAAAAAGAAAGUUUUAGCUUUUCCGUGUUAUAAUUAAAAAGUUUUAAAGCCUUGAAUUCAUUAUAAUAAACGGAAUUGCACCGGAGAAGCGAGAUGGCACUCGUGAGCAACAACCUUGAGGAAUUUCAUCACGCGCUGGCCCCAACUUAUCACAAUGAGCAGGAGCUGAAAACUGUAGUGCAGAAGUUGAGCAGUUAUCCUACGAGCGUUAUCCAAUGUCGCCAAGAUCUCGUUACCAUUCACAACAUUCCCGAUAACGGCUUUCAUAAUUUGCCCAAUGCCGGCCCGACCCCCAUCAGGAUAAAGUCAGAGAUAAUGGAAGAUCACGACCCGCCGGAUAGUGAUAACAUGUUUGACCCAAUAGAUGUCGACCCUAUAGCAGUCUUAGGUCCAUCGGAACAGAAAGCUGGAAUGCAAAUCAAGGGGGAAAACGGAGAGCUAUUCUUCAUCAACGAAAUGGACGAUGAAGGCGACAAUGCGUUACUAGUUCCGAUGACUAGAACAAAUAAAAAAGGGAAAAAAGAUUCCGGUGGUUCGAAGAAAAAAGUUAGCUCGCCUUCAGCGAGUCGUAAACGUAAGAAAACUAUCGCGGACGACGGUUUGAUGGAAGAGGACGACAAUGCAUUACUGGUUCCGGUCACUAGAACAAACAAAAAGAGGAAAAAAGACUCGAAAGGUUCAAAGAAAAAAAUUCGCUCGCCUUCAGUUCGGCACAAACGUAAGAAAAGCGACGCGGACGAUGGUUUGAUGGAAGAAGGUGACAAUGCAUUACUAACUCCGAUUACUAAAAAAAAGAAAAAAAAGAAAAAAGAUUCGAAAGAUUCACGGAGAAAAGUGCGCUCAUCUUCACUCCGUCAUAAACGUAAGAAAAACGUCGCGGACGAUGACCCGAUGGAAGAAGGUGAAAAUGCAUUGCUAACUCCAAUCACUAAAAAAAAUAAAAAGAAGAAAAAAGAUUCGAGUGGUUCCAAGAAGAAAAAUCGCUCGUCUUCAGUCCGUCAUAAACGUAAGAAAAGCUUGACGGACGAAGAUUGGACGAAAGAUGAUGACAGUCCAUUGAAAAGUCCGGUUGAUAAAAAACGUAAACGAAGAAAAAGGGACUUGGAUGAUUCGAAGAAAAAAGUACGCUCUUCAUCAGUGCGUCGCAAACGUAAGAAAAGCAUCGCGGACGAAGAUUUGGUGACGGAAGACGAUAAUCCAUUACAGAGUCCGUUGAAAAAAUCCAGAAAAUCUUCAGUCCGCCAUAGACGUAAGAAAGACGACGUGAACAAAGAAGAGGAUCCGCUCAAAUGUAAAAAAUGUGAACAAGUUUUUACCUCAAAACCCGAACUCAAACUGCACGGCAAAACUCACGUGGUUGAACGUUUCUAUACUUGUCCACAGUGUCCGAAAGGGUUUAAGAAUUCUGCGAAGCUCAAACAGCACAUUCGAAUUCAUACGGGUGAAUGUCCCUUCGCUUGUCCACAUUGUCCGAAAGCGUUUAACCAAAAGACAACGCUCCAACGACACAUUCUAAUUCAUACGGGUGAACGACCCCAUAUUUGUCCCCACUGUCCGAAAACGUAUAAGGACCGUACACUACUCCAUUACCACAUUCGAUCUCAUACGGGUGAACGUCCCUAUCCUUGCCCACAUUGUCCGAAGAAGUUUAAGAAUUCUACAACGCUCAAAUCGCACGUUCGAACUCAUACGGGUGAACGUCCUUAUCUGUGUACACAAUGUCCGAAAACGUUCAGUAAUUGUUCAGCGCUCCAAACGCACGUUAGAACUCAUACAGAUGAGCAUCCGUAUACCUGUCCGCAUUGCUCCAAAAACUUUAAGGUAGCUUCAGCGAUGCGAUUGCACAUCAGGGUGCACACCGACGAGAGGCCAUAUGUUUGCGAGCUCUGCGGGAAGGCAUUUACCCAGUGUCACAGCCUAAACAAUCACCUUCGCCGCACACACAAACUCGAUCCGAAGUUGCCGGUGACCGCCAAUGAAAAGAUAGCUGAAGCAACUGAAGCAACUGAAGACUCCGAAUCCCCCCUUGACUGUACCACGAAAGACGUGAGAUCGCUUUCGGAAGUCAUCACGUCGCUCAGUGUGGGAAAUAGCGCAGAAUAGAGGAGAGUGUCUUUGUCAGUGAAAGUGGCAACGGUUUACCAAAAAAAAGUAUCAUGUUUUGUUUUUCUUAGUAUUUUUGCAUAUUCUUACUUCUUUUGCAUCGAACGGUCGAUAAAAUAUUGAAUCACAGGGGCCUACAAUGAAUAAAAAGUAGAAGAGUCUUUAACUAGGUCACGAACGGAAGCUCCACGUAAGACUGGUGUUCAGGACAAUUGUUUUUGAAGUUAGAUCUUUUCGUUUUUAAAUGACAAACUGAAUUUAAUUUUCGUCCGCUAUGAAAGCCGGACGAGGUGGCGUUAUGAGCAACUUACAAUUCGUCCGCCAUGCGGUAUACAAAACAAGGUAAACUACUUCAAAUAGAACACAACUGGCUUGAAUUUAAAUAUACGAUGUCAUCACCA
Toxorhynchites rutilus septentrionalis is the source of this 2567-nucleotide messenger RNA. RefSeq names its product zinc finger protein 892-like. Gene Ontology annotation, biological process: regulation of transcription by RNA polymerase II. NCBI's taxonomy places the organism in Eukaryota, Metazoa, Arthropoda, Insecta, Diptera, Culicidae. The record is from RefSeq and is a predicted model, not a curated record. The coding region runs from base 157 to 2166 and encodes 669 amino acids. The transcript is spliced from 9 exons. Gene Ontology annotation, molecular function: RNA polymerase II cis-regulatory region sequence-specific DNA binding; DNA-binding transcription factor activity.